Sphaerodactylus townsendi is the source of this 2913-nucleotide messenger RNA. RefSeq names its product bestrophin 4 (gene BEST4). Gene Ontology annotation, molecular function: chloride channel activity. The transcript has 10 exons. NCBI's taxonomy places the organism in Eukaryota, Metazoa, Chordata, Lepidosauria, Squamata, Sphaerodactylidae. The coding region runs from base 130 to 1638 and encodes 502 amino acids. The record is from RefSeq and is a predicted model, not a curated record.
UAAACCAUUUGUAAGCUAUUUAAAGGAAGUGGGUAACUGGUUUCUGCCCUCACAGUAGUAGUGGAACAGUCACUUCAAAGCCCAGUCCAAGGACAGCUGGUGCUUGCAUGGAGUGCAGACAAGGCAGCCAUGACAAUCUCGUACACCCUGAAAGUAGCCAAUGCUCGCUUUGGGGGCUUCUCCAAACUGCUUUUCCGUUGGAAAGGGAGCAUCUAUAAACUGCUUUACAAGGAGUUCCUUGUCUUCAUCUUGCUGUAUGCAGCCCUGAGUGUAACCUACAGGCACCUUCUGAAUAAGAGUCAGAAACAUCUCUUCUCAAAAGUGGCUCAGUAUUGCAACCGCUCCACUGACCUAAUCCCCCUUUCUUUCGUCCUAGGUUUCUACGUCACACUGAUUGUGAACCGUUGGUGGGCUCAGUACACCAGCAUCCCACUGCCAGACCAGCUGAUGUGUGUCAUCUCUAGCAACGUGCAUGGCAAGGAUGACAAAGGUCGCAUUUUGCGGCGCACUCUCAUCCGUUAUGCCAACCUGUCAUCUGUCCUCAUCCUGCGCUCAGUCAGCACCAGGGUACUGAAGAGGUUCCCUACAAUGGAUCAUCUAGUAGAUGCUGGUUUUAUGACACAAGACGAGCGCAAGAAAUUUGAGAGCCUCCACUCAGACUUCAACAAAUACUGGAUCCCCUGUGUGUGGUUCACCAAUUUAGCAGCCCAGGCACGACGGGAUGGGCGGGUCCGAGACGAUGUGGCACUCCGUCUGCUCAUGGAUGAGCUGAACCUCUACCGGUCCAAAUGCAGCAUGCUUUUUCACUAUGAUUGGAUCAGCAUCCCCCUGGUCUACACACAGGUAGUCACCAUUGCAGUCUACUCUUUCUUUGCCUUCUGUGUGAUUGGGCGUCAGUUCCUGGAUCAAGAUGGAGACCUAGAUAUGUACGUGCCCUUACCCACACUCCUGCAGUUCUUCUUUUAUGCUGGCUGGCUGAAGGUAGCAGAACAGAUAAUUAAUCCCUUUGGAGAGGAUGAUGAUGACUUUGAAACCAACAAACUGAUAGACAGGAACUUCCAGGUAUCACUGCUUUCAGUGGAUGACAUGUACCAAAAUUUACCUCCAACUGGCAAAGAUAAAUACUGGAAUGAAUCUACAGCACAACCACCCUACACAAUGGCCACAGUGGCAGAGACCUUGAAACCCUCCUUCAUGGGAUCUACUUUUGACAUGCGGAUGAGUGAUGGCUCAGAACAGAAUCAGCAGGUAGACGUAUCGCCCAACAUGACUAGGAUCCAGACGCCUCGGCUCAACCGCUUCCUCGCAGCAGCAGCUUCCCCUGCAAUCAGCCUCAAGAAUUUUGGAAAGAGCAGCCGAAAUCACCAUCAACUGCUACGCGCAAGGGCUGAAGGCGCCUUCCCCUCCUCCAGCCCCAGUUUCUAUCGCAGGGAAGACCCAGAGGCAGUUGGUCACAUUGAAGAAGAGGAAACAGAGAACGAGGAGACCACACUUAGUGUAACCCCCACAUCUGACUCCCAUCUUGGAGUAUCCUACAAACCUAAAAACACCGAGAUACAAGGAAAGGAACUACCCCAUAUUACAGUGAUGGAAGCCUCCAAUGACAGAAAUAGCAUCACUGACCAUCCCUCAGGUUAGAUCCAUAACAGCAGGGCUUGCUGAGUAGGUGGACAUCCGUCACUGGGCAAGAGCUAAGGUCACGGAGGUGGAUUCUUAUGGACUGAGGCAAGCUAUGUAAAGUGAAAUUUUAUUACUUUUGUAUAUGAACCAGGCCCACUUCUCUAAUUAUGAAUUAAGUGAUAUUUUAAGGAAUUACAUGGUUAAUUCUUACAUGAAGCAGGAAGCUUAUAGGCUGCAGCUCAGUAGUGUAUGGUACGCUAUGGGAAAUAAAUGAGCAGCUACUUACAUAUAUUUACAUGACAUAGUUUGAUUAAAUCUCUAAUAUGUGAUGCAAUUCUAGCAAACCUUUAAAGGUCCAAAAGAUAUUUGUGCAAUAAUUCUAUUUUUUCAACCAGCAGAAUUUCAGUGUUCUCCAUCUGUAAAAUGGAUAAAUGUUAGGGUUGGGGGUCACCACAACAUGAGGAACUGUAUUAAAGGGAAGGUUGAGAACCACUGAGUUAGAUGGAAGUGUCAGUAUAAGAUUGGAAAAAUCCCUGCUUCUUAGAUACCUGAAGGCUUUGAGAUCGUUGUUCAAGCCUGAUCUAGGACUGAGAAGUGGUAUUUUUUCCAAAUCAAGCUGUAUCUAGCACCCAAUUAUUUUCCCAGCCAGCACAAAUACAAACAAAGAUCCUUGGGCCCAGAGUACUAUGCUUGAACUGUAAAAUACUCCCAUAUUGCUUAAAAUUAUUGCUUAAAAGAAUGAAAUAACAUAUCAGUUACUAACUCACAGGUUCCCUACUCUAUUACAAGCCUGCCACAAAGGAGGUUUUGUUAAGCAUCCUUAUGCUAUUAUACACACCAGCUAGAAAAAACACAAAAGAUUAAAAAAACAAAUGAAUACCAUUUCCUGAAGGAUGCUAAUUUCUUAUCUAUCCAGAGGCAGAGGAAUGAGAGACAUUAGCUUGGAUCACCAACAAGCACAACUUCAUAACACCAGCUAAUCAUUUGUGUUUCCAACUGGACGAUGACCUUGUGCCAGAUUUUACUUAUGCUCCCUAGAUGCUCCUAGGUGUAUUUUCCAAAAUGAAAACAUAACAAGUUUGAAAACACAAGGAUUGUUCCCAACUUUCGAAAGAAUCAGACCUUUGUUAAAGAGGCCAGACCCUUCUGCUAGAAGGGAAUUAAUAUUGCACUGGAAUGAGACUAGAAGGUCAACAGAAGACAACCCAGUCACUUAGCAGUGCGUCAACAAGUUGAUCCCACAUCUAAAUCAAUGAAGCAUCACCAAGUAAAACCAGAAACUUGCUGCAUCUA